GCUAGGCGGCAGCAGCCCGCAGAGGCUCAGCGCAGGGCCGCAUCAGGAAGAGACCGUUGACGUUGUUGCGCCUUGCUAGAUGAUUGGCGAGGUAAGAUGGCGGCGCCAGAGGAGCCAGAAUUAUCUCAGGCGCAGACUGAAAAACUCCUUCAAUUUCAGGACCUAACUGGUCUGGAGUCCAUGGACCAAUGUCGUCGAACAUUAGAACAGCAUAAUUGGAACAUAGAGGCUGCAGUACAAGACAGGCUUAACGAGCAGGAAGGAGUACCCAGUGUGUUUAACCCUCCGCCAUCCAGACCCUUACAGGUCAAUACAGCAGACCACAGAGUAUAUAGUUACAUCGUCUCAAGGCCACAACCCAGGGGACUACUAGGAUGGAGCUACUACUUGAUAAUGCUACCUUUCAGAUUUACAUAUUACACACUUCUGGAUAUAUUCAGGUUUGCCCUGCGGUUUGUCAGGCCAGAUCCUCGCGGCCGUGUGACAGAUCCUGUUGGCGAUGUUGUGUCCUUCAUUCAUAGCUUUGAGGAGAAGUACGGUCAAUCACACCCUGUAUUUUACCAGGGAACAUACAGCCAGGCACUGAAUGAUGCCAAACGGGAACUUCGCUACCUAUUAGUGUACCUUCACGGGGAGGAUCAUCAAGACACUGACCAGUUUUGCCGCUCUACACUAUGUACAGAAGAGGUCGUAACCUUCCUCAACACACGUAUGCUCUUUUGGGCAUGCUCAACCAGCAGGCCUGAGGGCUACAGAGUGUCCCAGGCUUUGCGAGAGAACACCUAUCCAUUCCUGGCCAUGAUAAUGCUGAAGGACCGCAAAAUGACGGUGGUGGGCCGGCUCGAGGGUCUCAUUCAGCCAGAGGACCUCAUCAAUCAGCUCAACUUCAUUAUGGAGGCCAACCAAACACAUCUGAUGUCUGAGCGCAUGGAACGGGAGGAGAGGAACCAGACCCAGGUGCUGAGGCAGCAGCAGGAUGAAGCCUACCAGGCUUCUCUCCUUGCCGACCAGGAGAAGGACCGAAAGAAAAGAGAGGAGGAGGAGCAGGUGAGGCAGGAGGAGGAGAAGGCCCAACAGAGUGUUCUGGCAGAGGAGCGGAGACAACGGACGCUGGAAGAGGAGAAGGAGAGGAAGUCUGAAUGUCUUCCCCCAGAGCCGCUGGCAGAUGAUCCAGAAAGUGUCAAAAUAGUGUUUAAGCUGCCCAACGAUACACGAGUAGAGCGACGAUUCCUCUUUGGGCAGUCUCUGACGGUAAUAUACGACUUCCUCUUCUCUUUGAAAGAAAGCCCGGAGAAGUUUCAGAUAAUUACCAACUUCCCUCGCCGCGUCUUGCCCUGCCUUCCGACUGAAGAGCAGCCCAACCCCCCCACACUGAAGGAGGCGGGACUCAGCCGCUCUGAGGUCCUUUUUGUUCAGGACCUUACGGACGAUUAAUAGAUGACAUACCUCCUGUACAAUGGAAUUACAUUUUCCUCCAAUGCCCACCCACCUCCUCCUUUUUUUUCUUUUUACUUAUUUUGUUAAAUGGCCGUUAUGCACAAGGAUCAUUGAGAUAAAAUCAUAACCUGGAAAGAUUUAACCACCCUGCAUCCAGUCCAUUGUCUGGUUGUGUGUACGGGGUUCCCAAUAGCCUGGAAAGUCUUGAAUUUUAUCAAAUAAAUAUUUCUUGAAGUCCUUCCUUGAGCUCAUCUUUGUAUCCGGGGGAACCAAGACAUUUGUUUUCCAUUGUCUGUAUUAGCUACCAGUUAACUCCUGUCCUUCCUCACCGGUAACUGUUGCAGAAAAGGAUUAAUCUUCUACUGAAAAUACUGAAGCAGUGGCAAGGCUUUGUGCACAACCAGAACUACAUCCCAAAUUACUUAACGUCUGGGCACCUGAGGAAGGCAGGCUGUAUUAAUACUUACUGACACACACAGGAUGCAUCGUGGGAAGGCAGGGGUUUCUAUGAUGGUGUGACUGCCUUGGCUACUUUAAUUUCAAAGACUUCAUGUUUGAUCCAUGUGUACCAAUUCAACAUCCCUUUUGCCCUUCAGUUUGCACGUUUACUCCACACUGAUUUUCGAACUCUGUACUGCUCUAAAUUAGGGACGGUGUUACACUGUCAGUCUAUGUGGUUUGGAGAGCAAAUGUACAACAUCAGGGAGCAGGUGGUUGGAUUUGGAUAUGAAUUAUGGGAACCCUGUUUUAAAUGAGCCAUGAUAUGUACAUAAGUUAGAUAUUUAAAAACCCAACAUUUACCUUGAAUUUUGUUUUGUUUUUUAAAAUCAUCUGUGUCAUGCAAUGGCACAGAUGCAAGUUGGUUACUAUGUGAAAGCAGACUGUGUCAAGCUCAUGAAAUUUAAAAAUAUGUAACAAAGGCCACAGCUUUUCCAUGUGGCUCUAUCUAGUAUAGUACGAGUCUGCCCAUAGUGUGCCUGUGGUGACUCAUAGAUGCCUGAUUUGCCUGUACCAUCAAAAUGGGCUCAUGUAAAGAUGUAAUUUUCCAACUAUAAAUUAAAAACCUUUUAAAAAU
This is a messenger RNA of Notothenia coriiceps (black rockcod), 2512 nucleotides long. RefSeq names its product Fas associated factor family member 2 (gene faf2). Gene Ontology annotation, cellular component: endoplasmic reticulum. The record is from RefSeq and is a predicted model, not a curated record. Gene Ontology annotation, molecular function: ubiquitin binding. The transcript has 11 exons. Bases 97 to 1434 code for a protein of 445 amino acids. Gene Ontology annotation, biological process: ERAD pathway. Lineage: Eukaryota; Metazoa; Chordata; Actinopteri; Perciformes; Nototheniidae.